CGGGUUCUUGGCCUAGCCCAUUAGCAACUACAGCCCAUGGUCUGAUGCAACACACCAAGAUGCAAAGCAAGAGUGCGUGACAUUUUCGAACCUCAGGAUCCCCAAAUCUACUUUCGAGGAAGAAGAAUCCAGAAAUCACUAACACUGAGGCCUGACCGGAUCUGCCGCCCUCCCCGUCGCCAGAGGCAAUGGCGAGUCCCAACUCCGGAAUCCCCAUCAAGGCUGAACAAGAUUCCGAUGGCUCAGCCCAAAGCACUGCGGAUAUGACUGCUUUUGUGCAAAAUCUUCUGAUGCAGAUGCAAACCAGGUUCCAAGCUAUGUCGGAGAACAUCAUUACAAAGAUAGAUGAGAUGGGUUUGAGAAUAGAUGAAUUGGAGCAGAGCAUCAAUGACCUCAAGGCUGAGAUGGGCAGUGACGGGAUGACAACACCGUCUAAGACAAAAGAUGAAGGUUCAAAACCUGCAGACAGUUCUGCAUGAACGCAGGACAGCAGAAGAAGCUGAUAGCAUCAUGAUUCGUAUCAUACACCAGUGUUAUAUUGGUAUCUUAGGCAUUCGUGACUAACAAAUACCUGCUAUGAGGUCUCAUAUGAGAGAAGGUUGUUACUGAUGUGAUACUUCUGAUGCUUUGUCGGUUUACUAUGUUUUUUCUGUAAACUGUAUUCAUCUUCGUUCUGUGUGGACCUAUUGGUGCAUAUGUACAAAGCAUGUACAUGCAUGCCAUGUCAGCUGCUAGAACGCUAGUAUCUGGUGUUUGUGACAAGAAUCUGGUGAGGUUCCUGCCUUUUUCCCCCUCUGUGUGACAUCAGAUAUGUUUAAUUGUGUAAUUUUUUUCCACUAAUAAAUGUGUAAUUUUUGUACCUCAAA
This is a messenger RNA of Panicum virgatum (switchgrass), 866 nucleotides long. Its product is annotated as heat shock factor-binding protein-like. Lineage: Eukaryota; Viridiplantae; Streptophyta; Magnoliopsida; Poales; Poaceae. The transcript is spliced from 5 exons. Gene Ontology annotation, biological process: cellular heat acclimation. Gene Ontology annotation, molecular function: transcription corepressor activity. The record is from RefSeq and is a predicted model, not a curated record. Gene Ontology annotation, cellular component: cytosol; nucleus. Bases 189 to 479 code for a protein of 96 amino acids.